UUUUGUUUAAAGAACUUCAAAUACUUUAAAUAAUAAUGGGAGCGGGGAGUAGUAUUGAAAUCCCUGGUGGAGGUACCGAGGGUUACCAUGUCUUACGUGUCCAAGAAAAUUCACCCGGCCAUCGUGCUGGUUUGGAACCGUUCUUCGAUUUUAUCGUAAUGAUCGGAAACACGAGACUAAAUCAAGACGAUGACAGAUUGAAAGACAUUUUGCGAGCGAACGUUGAGAAACCGAUAAAAAUGCUCGUUUACAGCAGUAAAAGUUUACAAUUGAGGGAAGUCACUCUCACUCCUAGUAGUGUUUGGGGAGGACAGGGUCUACUCGGAGUAUCAAUUAGGUUUUGCUCGUUUGAAGGAGCAAACGAGAACGUCUGGCAUAUCUUGGAUGUUGAACCGAAUUCACCUGCUUAUUUAGCUGGACUUCGUCCAUAUUCUGACUACAUUAUCGGAGCAGAUUCUCUUCUGAACGAACAGGACGAUUUAUUUUCACUGAUCGAGUCGCAUGAUGGGAAGCAAUUGAAGUUAUACGUUUAUAAUAGUGACACAGACAGUUCAAGAGAAGUUGUUAUAACUCCCAAUAGUGCGUGGGGAGGGGAAGGCAACCUUGGUUGUGGAAUUGGCUACGGAUAUCUGCAUAGGAUACCGACAGUUGCAAGAGAUCCAUCUCAGCAGACAGAUCCUGGCACUCUCAGCUCAGUAGCCGUGGCCCCUGCUGUCCCAGCCCAGCAGUUAGUACAACCAGUGGACGGGUUCUCUGAGGUUUCUCUCAGUUCCUCCUUGCCUGGGCAGUCCACAGCUCACUAUGCCUCAGUGCCACCUCUAGUGUCUGUUCCUAUGGCAACGACCGCUUCAAUGUUACCCGGCAACAACAUUGAUCUAAGCGUACCAACACUUGCACAGAUGCAAGCACCACUACAACCGGCUACGAGUUCUAUACCGGGGAUUCCCCCUAUUUCACUCCCCGCGGGCCUCCCCCCUAUGCCACAACUCCCUAACCUGACAAUGCCCCCUAAUUUAACCAUCCCACCCCUGAAUUUACCCCCACUUGUAGGAGUUAGCCAAGCCCCACUUUUACCCACAAGUUACGCAAUGCCCACCCUAUCGAACCCCAUUGCAACUGACCCAAUUAAUAUCACCCCAAUGCCAGCUGCGGGCCAGGUCACCCUGCCAUCUAUGGACAGUCUAAAUGCAGCCCUGCCGAAAAUGACCCCACUUUUGCCCCAACCUGCGGUUUCCGAGCCCCAAGCCCCAACUGAAGAUGCCGCUCCUCUCCAGCAAAAUGGCGAAGCAUAAAAACAAAUAUUAUAAUAAAAUAUAAACUUGAAGCAAAUAAGCUAGCUGCUAGUCACCUCAAGAUGGGGUGAGAGAGUUUUUUAACACCCCCUUGUAUUUAUUAUUAGCGUUAAUUUUAUAUGGUGUUGUAUGAUCUGGAUAUCUGUUUGAAAAAUGUUGGUUUUUCACCUCAAAAAAAGAAAAAUUCCAUCUUUUAAAUUCCCUGAUUUAUACAGUUUUUGAAAUUGUGCAAUUGAAUGUUUUGUCAGUCUUUAUCUACUUGGAAGUUUUCACUGGGAAAGAUUUGAUUUGAAAAUAGUUAGUUUUGACUGUUUCCAUCAGCUCUGAAUUCGGUUCAAAAGUUCGGUUGAAAGGUUUAAGAAAACUGAAAUUGUACAAUGUUUAAAAUGAUAAAAAAUGAAUAUUAUAUUUAUUUGCUUGUAAAUUCUCUUUGGGAAAAAUGGACAUUGUUCUCAGUGUGACAAGUGUCUAAGUAAGAUUAAAAUUUUACGUAUAUCGUUGCGAAGAAAUUCCGAUUGGUUGAUUGCCAAAAGGAGCAGGGUUUGUUUCGUCCAACACCGUCACUCCACAACAGUGGUUCCCAAACCUUGGCCCGUGCAACGAUUUAAUAUGGCCCGUCGAACUUGAGUGGAAAAGUUUAACACUUUAGGUUUUUACCUUUUUGCGUUCUAAAUACCGCUAAUUGUUACGUCAUUAUCAUAGUUCAAGCACAUGUAUAUUUGUAACAGUUCAAUUAUACCGGUAUUUUAUGUACAGGCCCCUUGAUGGCAAUUCUCCCUUCCGACCCGCGAAUAUCCUUCCGCUUCUAAAUUUGGGGCCCGGUUCAUCAACUUUGGGGCCCACUGCUCUAAAAUUUGCUGCCCUUCGUUGCAAAAUAAAAAUUCUAUUCUGUAAAA
This is a messenger RNA of Styela clava, 2188 nucleotides long. RefSeq names its product Golgi reassembly-stacking protein 2-like. The record is from RefSeq and is a predicted model, not a curated record. Gene Ontology annotation, biological process: Golgi organization. Lineage: Eukaryota; Metazoa; Chordata; Ascidiacea; Stolidobranchia; Styelidae. Gene Ontology annotation, molecular function: protein binding. Gene Ontology annotation, cellular component: Golgi apparatus.